This is a messenger RNA of Aureobasidium melanogenum CBS 110374, 1107 nucleotides long. RefSeq names its product DUF155-domain-containing protein. Lineage: Eukaryota; Fungi; Ascomycota; Dothideomycetes; Dothideales; Saccotheciaceae. The annotation marks the transcript as partial. The transcript has a single exon. Gene Ontology annotation, biological process: positive regulation of mitochondrial translation. The record is from RefSeq and is a predicted model, not a curated record.
CGCUCGCAGGCUGCCACAACCUCCCUUCGUCGUAUUGCUGUUGAAGCUCAGCGUUCUCGCGACUCUUUAAUUCGCCGCAGUGGAAAGCAUCGCUUUGUAGAUCCUCACGUUCAUACAAAUCAAGUCACUGCUUAUUGUGCUGCUGAACAAUACAAUAUCCCUACUGCAGCCCGUCUCAUCCAGCAGCGUGGCUAUAAUGUUGAUCCCUUUACCACGGGCUUGUACCCUCAGGUCCUCCAUUUUCAAACACCCGGCCCAGUCAACCAAAACGGGUCUACCAAGGAACGCUUAGAAGGCCCAGGCGAUGUCUUUGUAUUUCCCUCCGGGUCGCUCGUGUGCUGGAACGUGCCUGAGUCUCUCCAGCUACAGCUAGUCCAUCGUCUUCUCCUUGCCUCUGCCGAGAACCCACACUUGGACCGUAUUGAAAUCGAAGACCUUGCAUAUGUUGAGGAUUCCUCACACCACACGAGUGAGAUCAUAGGCGAUACCAUCAUUCUUGGUACAAAGACUUGUGAUGAAGCUUCUGCUGCUUCUCCAAACCCUCCGCCCUCGCCCGAAAUGGACACUGUCCUGGCCAAAAUCGCCUUCUCCUCGGGCCUGGCCCGCUCCACCAAACUUGCUGUCCUUGAAGACCUCUUGUCUUCGUACUUCUCCAGCACCCGCUCUAUACCCACCAUCUUGUCACGCGGUUCGCCGCUACGCUUCUCGAGAUCAUUCAUACUGCGCAAAACAGGCGAACUCUUGUCCAUUCGUGCACAGUUGAACCUCUAUUCUGAGCUCACUGACAGCCUGCCAGACAUCUUCUGGGACAGUCCCUCUUCGCUUGGCUUGAGUGCCUACUAUGAUGAGGUUGGACGUGCCUUGGAUGUUGGUGUGCGUAUCAAAGUUCUGAACGAGAGGAUGGACUAUGCCGGAGAAAUUGCUAGUGUGCUGCGAGAGAGACUGAGCGAGAAACACUCAACGGGCUUGGAAUGGCUUAUCAUAUUUCUGAUCAGCAUUGAAGUAGGCUUCGAGUUGUGGCGCAUCUGGAGAGAACGGCAAGAAAAGCUUGACCCUACCAACACCGAAGCCCUUCUGAGAAGUGUUCUGUUGCAACAUCUGCAAUAG